Messenger RNA from Schistosoma spindalis, 1302 nucleotides. The record is from the annotation of a GenBank genome assembly. NCBI's taxonomy places the organism in Eukaryota, Metazoa, Platyhelminthes, Trematoda, Strigeidida, Schistosomatidae.
AUGAGGCCAAAACUUCCAAAAACGAUUUCAGCAUGGCAGCUGAUGAGCUUUUUACCACCUGGUGCAGUAGACAUCACAUCUGAAUUACACUUCACAAGGACUAGACGUAUGCCCAAUAUAACUCGUCCAGACCAAUUACUUAUUAAGGUUAAAGCAGCAUCGCUAAAUCCUGUCGAUUCUUUGCUUGUCUAUGGUUAUGGUUCUUCUAGCUUUAGUUUAUUACGUCGUUUUACAUCAAACUAUGGUUGCUUUGGUCUACCGGAUGCCACAACAGUAGAAAAUGCUGACUUUCCUUUUACACCUGGUCGUGAUUUUUCUGGUCAAAUAGUUGACAUCGGUUCAGAAGUUGCUUUAUCCAACCUAACCAGGCAAAAUAAACUUGUUAUUGGUACAAAUGUGGCAGGUGCUACAUGGCCUUUUCUCAGUACUACUGGAUCCGGUUCAUUAGCUGAAUAUAUUGUCUGUCCAGCCGAUUACGUCGCUCCAUUACCUAGUAAUGUUUCUUUCAUAUCUGCAGCUGCAUUAGGAUAUGCAGGUUUAACUGCAUGGUCAGCUUUAGUUGAUGCUGGUGGAAUCAACCCUGUUAGUAAGUCAUCACCAUCAGAUUAUUCAAUUCUUAUAACUGGCGCCACUGGUGGUGUUGGCUUGAUUGCAGCACAAUUGGCUAAACUUUGGGGUUGGAGAGUUCAUGUCACAUGUCCAAGUGAUAAAAAGGCAUUAGAUUUAAUGAAUGUUUUACAAGUUGAUGAAAUAUUUCCACAUCCAAUAAAUAUUCAAACUACAAUGAAAUAUGAUUUAAUUCUUGAUUGUAUUCGACCGGAUUAUUUAAAUACAACAACUUCAUUCUCCACUUCAUCUUCAUUGAAUACAUAUAUGAAACAAUACAAUUUAAUUGAUCAUUUAUUACCUCAACUACCAUCUAUGUUAACUUAUUUAAAUACAUCAUCAAAUUAUUCACGUUAUAUAAUGCUUAAUCCACCUUUAUUAUAUUUAAAUGAUAAUUAUGGACCAUUUAUUGGUAGUGGAAUAGCAUGUUCUCAAUUAUUGUUUACUAAUAUAGCAGCUUUAUUCUGUAUAAAUCAUGCUUAUACUAAAAUUGUUAUACCUAAUUUACAUAAAAUACGUUGGGUAUUUUUUAAACCAAAUAAUAAAGUAUUAAAUUAUCUUUUAAAGUUAAUUUCAAAUAACCAAUUAAUAAUCCCUGUAGAUACUGUUUAUAAUUUUAAUCAUGUACCAGAUGCAUUUCAUAGAUUAUAUAAUAAAGGAAAACGUGGUAAACUUGUAAUUGAAGUCAAUAAUUAA